Messenger RNA from Daktulosphaira vitifoliae (grape phylloxera), 1883 nucleotides. RefSeq names its product beta-alanine transporter. Lineage: Eukaryota; Metazoa; Arthropoda; Insecta; Hemiptera; Phylloxeridae. The transcript has 10 exons. Gene Ontology annotation, molecular function: transmembrane transporter activity. Gene Ontology annotation, biological process: transmembrane transport. Bases 308 to 1780 code for a protein of 490 amino acids. The record is from RefSeq and is a predicted model, not a curated record. Gene Ontology annotation, cellular component: membrane.
AACUGAAGGAAGUCGUUUGACAAGUCAACUAAUUUUUUUUAAUUAAAAAAUUACUCUUCCAAUUACCGCAUCCAAAUACUGUAUAGGGCAUUUGUAUAUUUAAUUAAGAUUUUGUCUGUAUUUUAAUUUUUGUGUAUUUACUAGACAAUAAUUCUAUGGGAUAGUUUAAAAAGGUUAAUGAGUUUACAAAAGAGUAAAAAGGGGAGUUAAAAUUAAUUAAACCGUAUAUACAUAAACCGUGUUCAUAAGAUAUUUUUGAUUAUAAUGCAUUUAACAUUAAAACAUACAAGUCUUUUUAAUACUGAAUAUGGAUUUUGAUAAAAUUUUAAUGGAUGUUGGAGAAUAUGGCUCGUAUCAAAAAAGAUUAAUGUGGAUAAUUGUUUUACCUUGUGUAUUACCAUGUGGAUUUCAUGCAUAUAAUCAAUUAUUUAUGGCUGCUACUCCUGUGUUUUGGUGUAAAGAAGACAAAAAUUCUAAUUAUACAUUUAAAACUAAUACAUGUAUUGACAUAAAUAAUGAAACCUGCGAAAGCUGGGAUUAUGAUUUUAGUCGUUACUCGUCUACAAUUGUAACCGAAUGGAACUUGGUUUGUUCUAAACAAUUUUAUCCAACCCUAGCGUUAUCAUUAUUUGGUUUAAGUGGAUUGUUCGGAAUGCUGUUAUUUGGAUAUCUUCAAGAUGGGUUUGGUCGACGACCAUCAUUUUUUAUUUAUUUAUUCAUUGAAUGUAUAUUUGGUGUAACUACAGCUUUUGCGAAUGAUUUUUGGACUUGGUUAAUUUUUAGAAUUGGUGUUGGAUUUACCAUACCUGCGAUCUUAGCUACUCCAAAUGUGCUCCCUAUGGAAUUUGUGGGUCCGACUUAUAGAACUACUUGUAUUUUACUUACUAAUAUAGCUCAUUCUAUUAGCAUGGUGCUUUUAUCUCUAUUAUUGUACUUCUUUCGAGAUUGGCGUCAUCUUGCUUUAUCGACAUCUUUGCCUUUUAUCUUAUUUUUUUUAUAUUGGUGGGAAUUCCCAGAAUCUCCGAGAUGGCUACUUGCUCGAGGAAAUUUCGAUGAAGCUAAAACUAUUUUACAGAAAAUAUCAAAAACAAACAAAAAAAACAUUUCUAGUUCUUAUUUUGAAAAUUUGAAAGUAGAAUUUAUUGAUAUCCAGAAAAUUCAAAAAAAUAAAUCAAAUGAAACUUACAAUAUGAUGCAUUUAUUUAAAAAUCCAAAUUUACGUUUUAAAACUUUUUCAGUAACAUUUAUUUGGUUUGUCAAUACAACUGUUUAUGUUGGACUUUCUUAUUACACUCCAUCUUUAAGCUCUGACGAACAUUUAAAUUUUUUCUUAGUAAGUAUAGUUGAAUUGCCAACUUAUAUAUUACUAUGGCCCGCUAUGAAUAAAUAUGGCCGGAAAAGUUUGUUAUGUACAAGUAUGCUAAUAGGUGGAAUUGCUUGUUUAUCUACUAAUUAUCCUCAAUUAGAUGACAUGUGGGUAUUACUAAUGUUUUGUACUGCAAAAAUGGGUAUAUCAACAUCUUAUGUUGUUCUAUCACUGUUUGCACCAGAAUUAUAUCCAACUGUAGUUCGAGGACUAGGUAUAAGUGUUAGCUCUGUUGCUGGUAUGAUUGGACCAGUUGUUAUACCACUAAUUAAUUAUAUUGGAUUAGGAUCACAGUUAACACUUACAGUAUUAGGAGUUUUACAAAUUUUUGGUGUAUUUAUAACUUUAAUUUUACCAGAGACAAAAAAUUGUAAUUUACCUCAAACAUUAGAUGAUGCAGAAGUAUACAAAUAGAAAUUAAGUGAAAUUGUUUUUAACAUAAAUAAAUAUGAUAAAUAAUGAUGAUGAAAAUGAUUGAAUUAAAAUGACUUAAUGAUAAAUUAAAAAAAUUAAUAAA